UUGUUGGAGUUUAGUUCGAUCCACGUGGCAUGUAAAUGUUUCUCUCCAUUGAUUGUUUAAUUCCAUACCAGACCUUCCUCUUUUCUUUCGGUCUCCUUCCUCCGUCUCGUUGCUUCAUCGAAACCCUCGUUCCGUUUCUCCUUCACUCUCUGCGACCAGAAAUUGCACAAACCAACAAGCAACUGAACUCACCCCCUGCCCUCAAAAACCCUAGCAAUUUGAACUACGGAACCCACGACCCUGUCAAACCACAGAUUUUCAUCUUUUCAUUUGUAUAUGGGGAGCAAUUUCCCGAUUGAGAUCUAGUCGCGUUUGAUUCUUCCAUUUCGACGCACGGAUGGGUGCUACGGGCUCAAAGCUCGAGAAGGCUCUCGGCGACCAGUUCCCUGAAGGCGAGCGCUACUUCGGCCUUGAAAAUUUUGGCAAUACUUGCUACUGUAACAGCGUCUUGCAGGCACUGUAUUUUUGUGUUCCUUUUCGUGAGCAAUUGUUAGAUUAUUACUCAAAUAACAAGAGUAUUGGAGAUGUGGAAGAAAAUCUUUUAACAUGCUUAGCAGAUUUGUUUACCCAGAUAAGUUCACAAAAGAAAAAAACUGGUGUCAUUGCUCCAAAGCGCUUUGUUCAGAGAUUGAAAAAGCAGAAUGAAAUUUUCCGUAGCUAUAUGCACCAAGAUGCACAUGAGUUUUUGAACUUUUUGCUCAACGAACUUGUUGACAUACUGGAGAAAGAGGCACAUGCUACUAAAAGUGAUGCGGAAAGUUCGUCACCGACUGAGAAAAUUGCAAAUGGUCCUAAAACUGGUCAAGCAAAUGGUGCUCAAAAAGAGCCAUUGGUGACUUGGGUGCAUAAAAAUUUUCAGGGUUUACUAACCAACGAGACAAGGUGCUUGCGGUGCGAGACAGUUACAGCAAGGGAUGAAACUUUUCUUGAUUUGAGCCUUGAUAUUGAACAGAACAGUUCAAUAACUAGCUGUUUAAAAAAUUUCAGCUCCACUGAGACAUUGAAUGCUGAGGACAAGUUCUUCUGCGACAAGUGCUGCAGUUUGCAAGAAGCACAGAAGAGAAUGAAGAUUAAGAAACCGCCUCAUAUCCUUGUUAUUCAUCUGAAGCGGUUUAAAUACAUCGAGCAGCUUGGCCGAUAUAAAAAGCUGUUAUAUAGAGUCGUUUUCCCUCUCGAGCUAAAGCUUAGCAACACAGUGGAGGAUGCAGAUUCUGAGUACUCUUUGUUUGCUGUUGUGGUCCAUGUUGGAAGUGGACCCAACCACGGACACUAUGUUAGCCUUGUGAAAAGCCAUAACCACUGGUUAUUUUUUGACGACGAAAAUGUGGAAAUGAUUGAUGAGUCUGUUGUGCAGACAUUCUUUGGAUCUGCGCAGGAAUAUUCUAGUAAUACUGAUCAUGGGUACAUCUUAUUCUACGAGAGCAUUGGCACCGGCAACAAGAGCUGAUAUAUGGAGAAUUCCCAUUUCAGCGGUCGGGUAAUUUAUGAUUCGACUCUUGUUUUUUGGGUUUCGCAUGUUUAUUAAUGUUAUUAUUACUUUUUUCCUUCUUUUUUCCCCCCUUUUUGCCUUUUAUAACCAAUGGGAAAGAGCUGUGAAAUAUUAUUGAUGUUAUGGACUGAAAAAUGUAUACAUGGUCGGUUGCCAGUUUGGCAUAUAUAGUGUAUGGCGGCAGCUUUUCUUUUCCCCUUUAAAUAAGUGAAAAGAGAGCAAUGUAUCAUGUUUAUGACUGCUGCUUUAGAGGAGUGUCUAUUCUGAUUCCGAUUCUGGCUCUGGUUCUAUGCUGUGGACUAAUCAACCAACAACAAUGCAUUGAAUUUCUUGUGAAUAGUUAUGGAUGUCAUUGCCAAGGUAGAUCUCGUAAUUUACUCGGGGAGAAGUUUGUUUCGUGGCCAAGAAAUUGUAGCACUUUUAUAGGGAUAUUACCCCUUGUAUAGAUUCUUGGUAAAAUUGCUUUUGCUUGGAUUGAA
Messenger RNA from Momordica charantia (bitter melon), 1968 nucleotides. It is a transcript of the gene UBP3, whose product is annotated as ubiquitin-specific protease 3. Gene Ontology annotation, cellular component: cytosol; nucleus. Gene Ontology annotation, biological process: protein deubiquitination. Lineage: Eukaryota; Viridiplantae; Streptophyta; Magnoliopsida; Cucurbitales; Cucurbitaceae. The record is from RefSeq and is a predicted model, not a curated record. Gene Ontology annotation, molecular function: cysteine-type deubiquitinase activity.